GAAGUAGGAUUGGUAACGAGUUUUUAUUGUUCCUUGUGUGGAGUAAAGAAAGACAUACUGACUAAACUAAAUAGGCUACCCAACUCUAAUUGUAUUGAAAUGUCUAAACUACAGAUGUUGUGUGUGUUUUUAAAUGAGCGUUUAACGGCGGCUGCUUUGGAGAUUUUUGGGGCAGUUGAGAAAACGGUAGUAGAGUACCAGGAGGAGAAUGAUCGGCUACGGAGACUUCUGCGGAGGACACCAGAGAUACAACAAUGUCGAAUAGUCCCUCCAGAACCCCUGCAGCUCUCUGUCUCUGAAGAGGAGGUUCCCCCUGAGCAGCAGGAGUGGAGCCCCAGUCUGGGGCAGAAGGACCCAGAGACCACACAGAUUAAAGAGGAACAGGAGGAAGUCAGGACCAGUCAGGAGGAAGAGCAGCUUCAAGGGGUGGAGCCUGAUGUCAUAGAGUUCAUAUUUACUCCUUCCUGUGUGAAAAGUGAAUGUGAUCUGGAGGACCCACGUCAAGAACCCAUACUUGCUGAACACCCAACUCUCAGUCCACUGAAAAUGUCUAAACUACAGUCGUUUCGAGAGUUUUUAAAUGAGCGUUUAACGGCAUCUGCUGCUGUGGAGAUUUCCAGGGAAUUUGCGAAAGCAGUAGCAGAGUACCAGGAAGAGAAUGAUCGGCUACGGAGACUGCUGCGGAUCACACCAGAGAUAAAACUAUGUAGAAUAGAAUCCCUGCAGCUCUCUGUCUCUGAAGAGGAGGUUCCCUCUGAGCAGCAGCACUGUGAGCAGGAGUGGAGCCCCAGUCUGGGGCAGGAGUACCCAGAGACCAUACAGAUUAAAGAGGAACAGGAGGAAGUCAGGACCAGUCAGGAGGAAGAGCAGCUUCAAGGUCUGCAGCCUGAUAUCAUGAAGUUCAUAUUCACUCCUUCCUGUGUGAAAAGUGAAUGUGAUCAGGAGGACCAAACCAAGACUGUGGAGAACAGAGAGAGUGACUCUAAACCAGUGGAUCUCAAACCUUUUGUCACUGUCACCCACAUUAAGGGUCUCAACAUUCCCUGUGACCCUCCAGAUAAUCAAAACAAUGCCUCCAGCCACAGUUCAGCUGUAAGCAGUGACACAGUAGGACUUGACAGCAGCCCACCAUUGGAUCCCAGCCCACCAUUGGAUCGAAACCCACCAAUGGGGGAACAUUGUUCCAAACCCAGCACCAUGUCUAGAACAACGUACCACUGCAGUGACUGUGGUGAAGCGUUUGCUCUGGAAGCUGACCUGCAGAGACAUGUGACUCUCACCAAGAAGAGACUCAGUGAAUGCAGCUUUUGCAAAAAAAGCUACAACUCUACCUGUCAACUGAAGGCCCAUGUCCGACUCUGUCACGGUGGGAAACCCUGCACCUGCCCUGUUUGUGGAAUGACCUUCAAACACAAAGGAGCUCUGUCCAAUCACAUGAGGAUUCACACAGGAGAUAAAUCAUUUAGCUGUGGUGACUGUGGGAAAAGAUUCAAUCGGAAGAUGAGCCUAACUGAACAUAAACUGACUCACACAGGAGAGAAACCAUUUAGCUGUGUUGAUUGUGGGAAAAGCUUCAAUCGGAAAGGUCACCUAACCAUACACAAACUGACUCACACGGGAGAGAAACCAUUUAGCUGUGGUGACUGUGGGAAAAGCUUCAAUCGGAAGGGGCACCUAACCAUGCACAAUCUGACUCACACAGGAGAGAAACCAUUUAGCUGUGGUGACUGUGGGAAAAGCUUCAAUCGGAAGGGGCACCUAACCAUGCAUAAACUGACUCACACAGGAGAGAAACCAUUUAGCUGUGGUGACUGUGGGAAAAGCUUCAAUCGGAAGGAACAUCUAACCAUGCAUAAACUGACUCACACAGGCGAGAAACCUUUUAGCUGUGGUGACUGUGGGAAAAGCUUCAAUCAGAAAGGGGACCUAAGGAGGCACAAACUGAUUCAUACAGGAGAGAAACAACAUGGCUGCUCCUUCUGUGGUAAAGGAUUCACUCAGAAGACAAAUCUUCUGAGGCAUGUAGACAAAGUCCACAAAGGAAUAAAACAGGACAGAAACUGAAAGAAGGGGAAAGGGGGAUACCUAGGUAGUGUUCCAACUGAAUGCAUUCCACUGAAAUGUGUCUCCCGCAUUUAACCCAACCCCUGUGAAUCAGAGAGGUGCUGGGGGGCUGCCUUAAUCGACAUCCACGUUGUCGGCGCCCGGGGAUCAGUGGGUUAACUGCCUUGCUCAUGGGCAGAACGACAGAUUUUUACCUUGUCAGCUCGGAGAUUCGAUCCAGCAAACCUUUCGGUUACUGGAAAGAACAUUAGGACAAAGAGAUUGUCUGGGGAAAAAUAAUUAAUGGCAAUAGGAAAAAGAAACAUAUCAAAUACUUAGGAUGCUUAAUGAAUGACAACAAACAACAAAUAUAUAAAGAUGCCUUUAUACCAUUACUCAACUAUAUGAAAGUAGAUCUAAUUCAAUGGAAUAAUCUUCCUGUAAAUCUUACAGGUAGAAGAAACCUCUUCAAAAUUGCAAGGCUCCUAAAGGUUUUGUAUUUAUUUUUGGUAAUACCAAUUACCCAACCGAAGAAAUUAUUUGGAAAAGUAUACUGGGUCAUAAGUCUGUAUAUGAUCACGAUACAGCCACAUGAUUGGUCAGUGGGGGAGUGGGGUUAGAGCCACAUGUGAUUGGUCAUAAGUCUGUAUAUGAGCAAAUAGAAUAAAAAAGUUUCCAUCUUCCUGAGUCUGGAGGUGGUUUUACCUUCCUGA
Salvelinus namaycush (lake trout) is the source of this 2756-nucleotide messenger RNA. RefSeq names its product zinc finger protein 37-like. The transcript is spliced from 3 exons. The record is from RefSeq and is a predicted model, not a curated record. NCBI's taxonomy places the organism in Eukaryota, Metazoa, Chordata, Actinopteri, Salmoniformes, Salmonidae. The coding region runs from base 100 to 2064 and encodes 654 amino acids.